GUCCACAUGGUAACGUACAGGAGAAACGGAGCAGAGGAUCCACCGAAUUACCCCAACGGGGGCCUCGUGUUCGCUUUCGUCCAUUCCUGCUUGCCCCGUUUCUUCCUCCCUCCCGCUUCCUUCCUUUUUUUUUUCACUUUCCAUUCGACUCCCAAUUCCGAAAUAAAUAGCCAGAAGAAAAACGAAUCUUCUCCUCCAUUCCCCGAGCAAAUCCCCCCUUCACUCCUGCGAGAUCAAAUCUAUUCGGCGAUAAUUUCUCGUCCAUCGCCGCCGUUUCGCCCUCCCAGCCUCCCUGCUCGCCGCCAGGGCCCAGGUUUCCGGUGGACAGGUUGCUGACUGCUGUGAUCCUUUGUUGAAUGGCACAGUGCAGCUACCGACGGGAGGUUUCCCGGGUUUGAUGUAAUCGGGCUAUCAAAGUGGUAGUUCUUAUGGAUCAACUUGCCAUUCUUGCGACGGAGUUGGUUGACUCGUCAGAUUUUGAGGUCGAUGGAGUCCCAAACCUCACUGAGAAUGAUGUCAGUGACGAGGAGAUUGAGCCUGAGGACCUGGCGCGGCGGAUGUGGAAGGACAGGGUUAGGCUUAGGAGGAUCAAGGAGCGGCAGCAGAAGCUUGCGCUGCAGCAGGCUGAGUUGGAGAAGUCGAGGCCGAAGCAGAUAUCCGACCAGGCCCUGCGCAAGAAGAUGUCGAGGGCUCGGGAUGGGAUCCUCAAGUACAUGCUCAAGCUGAUGGAGGUGUGCAAUGCGCGUGGGUUUGUGUACGGGAUCAUCCCUGACAAGGGGAAGCCUGUCAGCGGUGCUUCAGAUAAUAUCAGAGCUUGGUGGAAGGAGAAGGUCAAGUUUGACAAGAACGGGCCUGCAGCGAUUGAGAAGUACGAAUCUGAGAACUUGGUUUCUGCUGAUGCGCAGGGCGGUGGGAUUAAGAACCAGCACAGCUUGAUGGAUCUCCAAGAUGCCACUCUGGGUUCUCUACUUUCGUCAUUGAUGCAGCAUUGUAAUCCACCACAGCGCAAGUACCCUCUGGAGAAGGGCACUCCACCCCCAUGGUGGCCUUCAGGGAAGGAGGAAUGGUGGAUUGCCUUGGGCCUUCCCAGCGGUCAAAUGCCUCCUUAUAAGAAACCACACGAUCUUAAGAAGGUUUGGAAGGUUGGUGUGCUUACAGGUGUAAUCAAGCACAUGUCCCCCAACUUUGAUAAGAUCAGAAAUCAAGUACGCAAGUCAAAAUGCUUGCAGGAUAAAAUGACCGCAAAAGAGAGCCUAAUUUGGCUUGGAGUUCUGCAGAGAGAAGAAAGGCUUGUUCACAGAAUUGACAAUGGUGUAUCAGAGAUUACUCACCACAGUUUGCUAGAAGACAGAAAUGGGGAAACAAUCAGCAGCGGUAAUGAGUAUGAUGUUGAUGCUUUUGAGGAUGCUCCUCUUUCUACAUCAUCUAAAGAUGAUGAACAAGAUCUGUCUCCUGUUGCACAAUCUGCUGAGGAGCAUGUCCCGAAAAGAGGGAGGGAAAGGGCCUACAAUAAACGCCCUAGUCAGAUUGUUCCUAGUAAGGCAGGGAGAACAAAACCACCAAAGAGGAAAAGAGCACGUCACAGCUCCACUGGUAUUGAGCGUGAUGUACAAAGUGUUGAUGAUGCACCAGAAAACCCAAGGAAUUUGAUUCCUGAUAUGAACCAACUGGAUCAAGUAGAAAUCCAAGGCAUGGCUACCCAGAUUGUUAGCUUCAACCAUGGGGGCACCACAAAUGAAGCUUUAGACCACAGAGGAGAUAAUCAAGUACAGGUCCAUCUUCCUGGUGCUGAGGGUAAUAACUUCGAUGGUGCCCCAGCUGCAAACGCUACUCCUAUAAGCAUAUAUGUGGGAGGGCAGCAUUUACCUUAUCAAAAUAGUGCCAGUGCCAGGUCAAGAUCUGAAAAUAAUUUUACAGUGGAUGCUGAUCCUGGUUUAAAUAAUCUGCCCAGCAGUUAUCAUACCUUGCCACCGAAACAGUCACUACCACUAUCUAUGAUGGAUCAUCAUGUGGUUCCCAUGGGUGUCAGGUCACCUACUGAUAACAUUCCCUAUGGUGACCAUAUACUAGGUGGAAAUUCAACUUCUGUUCCUGGAGACAUGCAGCAGCUUAUAGAUUUUCCUUUCUAUGGUGAACAAGAUAAGUUUGUUGGCAGUUCCUUCGAGGGAUUGCCUUUAGACUAUAUCAGUAUCAGUAGCCCAAUCCCAGAUAUUGAUGACUUGCUGCAUGAUGAUGAUUUAAUGGAAUACUUGGGGACAUAACCUUAGGUUAGGAUGAGGUCGACGUUUGUUUUUCAUCCAUUUUGUCUUGCCAGAAUCAUCAUCCUAACUUGAGUAUGGAAGGCUAAACUUCUCAUUUUCUUGCCAGUCUUGUUAUUUGAGACCAAGCAUCUGUAGUAUGCUGAGUGAUGACUUGCAUUCUUUGGCAAUAAUGUUUAGAGACAGAGUUGUACAUUUGGAAGGUGAACAUGGUCUGAUAAUCUCUGGUGAAGAAAGGAAGUAUUUUUGUAACUUUAGAAUCUGUGAGAUAUGAGUGUUUUCCUGUUCUGCUUCCUCUCUUUCUCUAUGGCCUUUUGCCAUCUACAUAAACAUCAGGAAUCCAACACUGUAUAUACAAUAAGGAAUGAAAAAAAAUCAGUUGAGGCACCCCUCUAUA
Messenger RNA from Panicum virgatum (switchgrass), 2655 nucleotides. RefSeq names its product ETHYLENE INSENSITIVE 3-like 3 protein. The transcript has 3 exons. NCBI's taxonomy places the organism in Eukaryota, Viridiplantae, Streptophyta, Magnoliopsida, Poales, Poaceae. Bases 429 to 2261 code for a protein of 610 amino acids. Gene Ontology annotation, molecular function: DNA-binding transcription factor activity; DNA binding. Gene Ontology annotation, cellular component: nucleus. The record is from RefSeq and is a predicted model, not a curated record.